Molecule: messenger RNA, 2868 nt
Organism: Cyprinus carpio (common carp)
Lineage: Eukaryota; Metazoa; Chordata; Actinopteri; Cypriniformes; Cyprinidae
Exons: 2
Coding region: 1446-2117 (223 amino acids)
Biological process (GO): regulation of transcription by RNA polymerase II
Cellular component (GO): nucleus
Molecular function (GO): protein dimerization activity
Source: RefSeq, a predicted model, not a curated record
CCCUGCAUUUCAGCCCGAGCCCGACGGGCCCCGACUUAUUUACGCCCCUAGGGCCGGGCUUCGGGCCAAUUUUCACAUCAUAGUUCACAUGCGGGCCGGGCCUCGGGCCUUUUUUGGGUUAUCCUUCAUUUUAUAUUCUUAGACUUUAAUAAAGAAAAAAAAAAAAAAAGAGAGAAGCUGACGUCGACGAUAGAAAAACAAACAUAGAAAGACAUUUCAUAACCUCAUAACUUUCAUAAUCGGAUAAUUACAUUGACAUAUGACUGAUAUGACAGUCUCACGCACGCACGCACACAGAAGGUUUUCAGUCAACGCGACCCACGAUUCACCUCAUGUGCAAAUAAUGGAGAAUAUUAAGAGAAAAAUCGCAGAUGGCCAACUUAAAACGGUAAAAAACACCAGAGGAAAGGCAAACUUCUGGGCAGUUUUUCAAAUCGUGACAACCUUAAAUGAUUAGCCAACUGGUUAUGCACAAUGUACAAUUUGCAAGGCUGUGCUAAGCUACGAUAGUAAGAAGACGGGAUCAUCUCAUUUACAAAGACAUUUUGAGCAUGGUGGAUGUAUUGGUAGCAGACCAACCAGCAGCAAACAAAUGAGUGUGAGUGAUUUCCUUGCCAAACCAACUCCUUCUAGGGUGAAAUCACUGAUCACAGAUAAAUGCGUGAAUUUCUGUUGUAUGGACAUUCGGUCAUUUGAAACGGUAGCAGGGAACGGUUUCAUCCAGUUAGCGCAAGAGCUAAUAAAUGUAGGGGCAGCCCAUGGACGUCUGUCAGCAACAAGUUUACUCCCUGACUCCACCACAAUCUCUCGAAAGUGCAAAGAACUGGCGACUGCUAAGAGAGGGGACGUGGUUGAAGAAAUCAAGGGGGUCAUGUCGUUGAUAAAUGUGGGCAUGACAACUGACAUGUGGACGGAUGAUCACCGUAAAAUAAGCUACAUGUCAAUCACAUGUCAUUAUGUCAAACCACAGUAUGACAUGAAGAGCAGGGUACUCACCACAACAAGCUUCCCAAACGAGGCCAAAACAGCAGACAAUAUUCGAAAAGAGUUGCAGCAGCAAUUAGUCUCAGUCCUUGGAUUUGAUGCCUCGGUGAUGAAUUGUGUUGUCUGGGUAACCGAUCAGGGCGCUAAUUAUGUUGCAGCUCUUCGCCCAUACCGGCGCCUGGAUUGUCAAGACCACCUGUACAACACUUUCCUCCGGCAUGCCUUGAACCCAGAUGAGCUUUCAGAAACAGUCCCAGAAGUAGCAGAGACCCUGCAGGCCGCCAAGGCUUUAGUCCGAUAUUUAAAGCAGUCAGGUCUGACAAGCCGGUUGUCAAAAACUGUCAAACAGAUGGCAGAAACCAGAUUUAGCACCGUAUUUCUCACCCUGGAGUCAAUUGAGUCAGUCUACGCAGAGUUACAGGAGAUACUUCAGAGCCGUGGUGAGAGCCAGCGACUACACGAUGUCCCCUGAUGUGCUGGCUUUCCUGGUGCAAUUUCUGCGCCCGUUCUACGACGCACAAAGGGAGUUGGAGGGGGAUAAAUACCCAACACUGAACCUCGUCGUGCCCUGGCUUCACAAGCUGAAACUCCAUUGCCAGCCAGAUGUGUCGGACACUCCUUCCCAAGCAAUUAUCCGCCAACGACACCUUGAGUGGAUAAUGAAGAAAGUCCACAUCCAGCCACUUCACAAACUGGCCAUAUUCUUAUGGCCAAAGUUCAGUCAGUUAAGGAUGUUUACCAACGCCGAGAGGGAUGACAUCUUUCAGCUGGCCAAACGUCAGAUAGCCCGCUUCAGAGAGCAGGGGACGGCAGUGCAAGGAGCGGAUCAAGCAGCCGCGGCGAGCAUUUCUGUGUCUGCACCUGUUGCUGCGGGCCACGCAGCAAAGAAGAGAGCGCUGGCCGAGUUUGAGGAAGAGUGGGAAAAUAUUGUGGAGCAGGACGACGAUGACGACGAAGUACAGCAAUACAUGUGCCUCAAUCCCAACUUGGAAGGUGAUGGACUAGAUGUGCUGCUCUGGUGGAAACAGCACGAGACCCUGCUACCGCAACUGUCAAGACUGGCUCGCUCUGUGUUUAGUGUCCCGCCAGCAGCAGCAGCAGCGAACGUGUCAUCAGCGCAGCGGGAAGAGUGAUAGAAGAGAGGAGGACUGGGUUAAAACCUUCCACUGUGGAUGCUAUUCUUUUUCUCCACGAUGCUCUGUAAGAGACUGUUCUAACUUUUCGUUUGAUUGGACUUUAUUUUCGUUUAACUGUUGGAAACUAAUGGAAAAAAGAAUGGCCAUGUUCUGUGGUGCAUUUUUGAGGUAAGAUAACCUGCAAGUUUGUUUUUAAUUUAUUUAAUUUAAUUUGUUUAGAUUGUAGGCUAUUGCUCAUUUCGUUUGCGAGCGCUGUUGCGAGCAGCCUGAGGCCCUGAGCCUGCCUCAGUAUUUCAAAAAAUGUUGUUUUACUCACUGUGGUUCAAUAAAUAAACGUUUAUUAAACUAACUUUCUGUGUGAUAUGCUUGAAGUGUUUUAUAUCUAUGGCUUUUAUUGUAGCCAAGUAAAGUAUUAGCGUUGAUUUGAGAGGCUAAAUUGAUCAAACAUGGUUUACUCGCUGUCGACUCGGCUGCUUAAUCGUCAUUUAAAAAAAAAAAUGCUCCAAACGUUUGUCUAAAUUAACUUAAUAAAGAAAUGAAAAGAAACAUAACUAACAAAACUGACCUAUUGUAAUGGCUGCAAAUAGGGCAGGCUGCCGCUGUGUAAUGAGAAAAAAAAAAAAAAAAACCGGGCUCGUAUCGGACUCGGGCUGAUAAUUCUGAUGAGCUGUCGGACACGGGUCGGGCUAGGGCCUGAGCGUCUCGGGCCAGGGCCGGGCUCGGGCCUAGAUUUGAGGACCGUGCAGGG